AUGGCUGGUGCUUUUUCUGCUGUGGCAGCUACUUAUGGUAGCCGAGUCGAACAAUUGCUUGAGACUGAGGAGGAUUACAAGAGAUAUCAUGAUAAAUUGAAUAAGAAAUUGAGGAAGUUGAGACAUCAGUUGGGUCUUAUUACUAAGGACACUAAGAACUAUUCGGCCAAGGAAAAGUAUUCUGGUUUGGGGUCUGAGUUUUAUGACAAUGAGAAUAAGCUAAUCGCUGUUUUGAUGUUGUUGCAUAUUGAAAGAGAUAUGUCAAUUGUGGAGGCUAUUAAAUUGAGGUCUUCUAAAAGGGGUAAGUUGAAGAAGAGUGAGAGGAAGUUGUUGACUAUUAGAUUGAAGAAAGCUGUGGACACUAGCAGUCGUUUGGUUAAGGUUACAAGUAAUGAAUCAUUGUGGAUUUCCAGAUUGCAAUUUUUAAUCGUGGAAAAAUUGAUAAAUGUAGAGAAUUAUAUAUAUGGUAAACACAUCAAGACUAAGAAUAGUGGCCAAAUCACUGCAAAUUUAUCGUUGGUAUUGGUCGCCAUUGAUUUCUUGUCCAAGAAAGAUUUGCUAUCAAUGGCUGUUUGUGAUUAUUUGAAGACAAAAUAUGAAUAUACUUUGAAUCAACACUCUGGAAGUAACUUUAACCAAUCUCAUUUGGUAAAUGUCAUGAACAAGGAAGUACAAAAGAACGCUGAUGAUGAACUGGUCAAGAUUUUAUUGGCAAAUGGAUUUAAACAACUGGAAGAUGUAGAAAUGGCUGAAGAAUCUUCAUCUGAUGAAAUUCAAUGGCGUAAUUUUAAUGCUAAGAUCAACGAUUCUCAAGUGAGCCAGCUGAUUUCAGAAGCGCAAUCUAUGAAAGUUGUAUCUGUUAACGAUUACGAUAAUAUCUUGUUGAAAUGGCAGGAUUCAUUAAAUAGACAAGAGGCUUAUAUGACAUUUAAUGAAGGCCAUGAUGACACUAACGAAAAUGAUCAGAUUGUAUUGGCCUAUAUCAAGUUCCAUUCUUUGUUUACUUCUAUAUCUCGUGACAACCAUUUUUUCAAUAAAUUGAUUAAAAGAUGGGAAGAUAUGUCUAAAAAAUCAAUGUCUUCAAAAUUAGUAAAAUACAAAGAAAUUGAAAGACUAGUGAAAAAUUUAAUCAAAUAUUUAGUUGACGUAAUGGAAUUACCAGGUAUCUAUUCAGAUGAACAACUAAUGAAUCAAUUAGAACUAUUGAAAUGUUACUAUACCUCUCAAUUGAAUUCACAUUGUCUAAGCCGUUUGUAUCAAGAAAAUGGUAAGUAUUUACAUGCUUUAGCUCUACAUGUGGAUUCAUUGCAAAAAUUAGAACAAGCGCUAAUGGAAACUGGUGACUUGAAUGAAAUUUACAUACCCGAUCAUAUAUUAGUUGAAGAAAAAGUCAAAGCUCUAUACGAUUUAAUUCAAAAAUCAUGGAGUAGUAUUGUCGGUUUGGCCGAAUAUGAAAAGAGUCUAAACAAAACCUCAAAAAAUAAAAGCAAAACUAACGAAUCACUAAUAGAAAGAAUCGACACUCAACGUAUAAAACCAGGAAACGUUGAUUUAAAUAACUUAUUCCCAAUGAGACCAAUAAUUAGACCUGUUGGAAGUAAACCAACAUUGUUUGAUUUGGGCUUCAACUACAUAACAUACGAAAACGAAACAAAUACAACAUCAGAGCAACAGAAAUCUAUCGAAACUAAAUCAGAUGCAUCAUCACAAAAUGAAGCGGAACAAGUUUCCUCAAUUGAGCAACCAAAGAAACGUAAAUUCUUAGGUCUAUUUGGACGUUAA
Vanderwaltozyma polyspora DSM 70294 is the source of this 1782-nucleotide messenger RNA. RefSeq names its product signal recognition particle subunit SRP68 (gene SRP68). The transcript has a single exon. Gene Ontology annotation, biological process: SRP-dependent cotranslational protein targeting to membrane. Gene Ontology annotation, cellular component: signal recognition particle, endoplasmic reticulum targeting. Bases 1 to 1782 code for a protein of 593 amino acids. Lineage: Eukaryota; Fungi; Ascomycota; Saccharomycetes; Saccharomycetales; Saccharomycetaceae. Gene Ontology annotation, molecular function: 7S RNA binding; signal recognition particle binding; endoplasmic reticulum signal sequence receptor activity. The record is from RefSeq and is a predicted model, not a curated record.